Molecule: messenger RNA, 749 nt
Organism: Drosophila suzukii
Lineage: Eukaryota; Metazoa; Arthropoda; Insecta; Diptera; Drosophilidae
Product: dynein regulatory complex protein 8
Molecular function (GO): calcium ion binding
Source: RefSeq, a predicted model, not a curated record
CUUUCAGUUGUAGUACGUGUAACGCUCGGUAAAAAUUAAAAGUAAAUUAAAAAUUAUCAGUGAAAACCAUUUGGAAGUAUCACCUAAAUUAAAUAGCUAUUAAAUCUUAUAACCGCCAUGGAAGUUGGUGUUACCCUAAAUAACGAACUUGAGGCUCAGAUUUCGGAGGCAUUUUGCAUUUUUGAUACGCAUGGCGAUAAGUAUAUUGAUACCCGGAAUGUGGGCAACGUCCUCAGGUUUUUGGGCUGCGUGCCCACUGAGAAGGAGGUUGAAGAAGUAGUCAAGGCCACCGAGUCCACGGAUUACCCAGGGGAGACCCAUAUCCUCAAGUUUAUAGCCCACGUCUCCCAACUGCUUAUGGACCGCCAAAUGGAACCAGCUUCGUCUGAAAAACUUCUGGAGGCCUUUGAGAUCCUAGAUCCAGAGAACAAAAAGUAUCUUACCAAGGAGUACUUUGGGAAACUGAUGGCAGAGGAAGGCGAACCCUUUACCCAAGAGGAACUGGAUGCUAUGUGGCCGGUGGCCAUUGAUCCUAUCACUGGAAAUAUUCCCUUUACCUUCUAUAUCAAUCAACUCAGGCACAAACCAAAAAUUUAUGAAAUCGCCGAGGUUAUCAAAGAGGAAUUGGCCCAAGCCGAAAGGGAGAAGGGCAAAAAACCCCAACAGACUAUGUUUUAGCUGCGGACCAAAAAAUAUGUCGCUUAUAUGUACAAAAUCCUGCGUAAUGAGAAAUGCUUUAACAAAUUUUG